This is a messenger RNA of Zootermopsis nevadensis, 1224 nucleotides long. RefSeq lists its product as uncharacterized. Gene Ontology annotation, cellular component: extracellular matrix. Lineage: Eukaryota; Metazoa; Arthropoda; Insecta; Blattodea; Termopsidae. The record is from RefSeq and is a predicted model, not a curated record.
CUGUGUUUCGGAGUGACUGAAAGGUGUGUCCAGUUACUGAUGGAUCCUCCCACUGAGAAGCAUAUAAAAGGGAACGCGUGCUACGUUUAAGCAUUACAUCAAACAGACCACACGACAUCACAACAAAAUCAUGGUUCUUAUUAAGGUAGCGGUGUUCGCCAUCCUAGCUACGGCCACGUUCGCCGCGCCGGUGGGCGAGUCACAGUCUUACUCAACAUAUUUAUCUGGGCCCUUGGAAUCUCACGGUUCCUUAUCUUUAGCACACGCUCCAAUAGCCAUCGCUCACGCACCAGUAGCCAUCUCUCACGCACCUGUUCAACUUCACAGCGUUCCCGAAGUCGAGCAUUAUGCUCCAGCCAACUACGAAUUUAAAUAUGGUGUUAAAGACGAACACACGCACGACAUCAAGGAACAGGCCGAGAAGCGAGUUGGAGACAAAGUUGAGGGAUACUACAGCCUCGUUGAACCUGAUGGCACCACUCGCACGGUCCACUACACAGCUGACAAACACACCGGGUUCAACGCUGUAGUCACCAAGUCCGGACACGCGUCUCACCCAACCGCUCCCGUCAAAGUAGCCUUGCCUGUGCAUAAGGUGGUAUCGGCUCCACUCAUCUCCUACGCCCAUUCGGCCCCUGUAAUCUCAUACUCACAUUCUCCCCUAGCAUCUCUAGGUCCCAGCCACUCCGUAGUAGGUUCUGCUACCAGCUACAGCAGUAUUAGUGGCAGUUUGGGUCAAGAAUCUGGAAGCUACCACUAGGUGAACACCCUGGCCAUAUUUACAGAACCAUCUGCAUUUUUAACGAUCAGCACUGCCUUAGCCGGCUACAUCAUCUUACAUUAAUUUUGUACUGCUUUCCACUUCACUGCUCUGUGUCAUUUGCAUUUUGUAAUAUAUCAUAUAUAUUUUAUCUGUCAUGUUAUUAAUGUUAUUUAUGUGUAUGCUAUUGUUGAUACACUAUUUUUGAUGUAAACAUUUGCCUAUAUGUUAAUAAAUGUUUCAAAAAAAUACUGUAACUAUUCAUGUACUCAUAACACCAAAUUACUUUAAUUAACUCGGCCACGACUUCUAACACAUUACUGUAGUGUCACUUUAACAUUUAUCUUUUGAAGUCAGCCUACAUAUUAAGGCACUCUUUACUUAGAAGUUUAGUGUUCUUGUUGGCUUUUCUUAUACCUGCUAAAGCUGUUCACAAAGUGAAAAUGUUUAAACUUUUUUCAGUA